ACAGAUAGCAAGUGAUACACUGAGACAGUGACUUCAAAUAUGGGGAUGGGGAAUGUACUUCUCCUAUCACAAGUUAUUGCGUUUUUAGUGUCAUUUCUUGGUUCUUUUUUUAUUUUUAUUCCGGUGUCAAUAAACUUGCAGGAAUUUGAUGGAAAUUGUUUACUUGGAGCAAAGGGGACUUGGAACUACAGUUCAGAUGUAAAGAGUGUGAUUCUUAUGAACAUCGAAUGGGGUCUCUACAGUGACUGUGGAUUUUCUGUAUUCGUUGGCGUUAUUAUUAUGAUCAUCUCAGUGUUUUACAUCAUAUGGCAAUCAGUUUAUUUGUUCAAAAACACUGACAGUUCCUGGUUGGAUGCCUUUGUGACCUGUAUUGUGUGUAUCACUGUGUGCCUGCUGCUGUUUAUCUGUGCCCUGGUUCUCAGUGUGGGCUACAACACAUGGUGCCACACCUUAACAGGAAGAAAAUCUCCUUAUCUAAAAUGUGAAGAUACAGAGAUGAAUGUAUUUAUCACCGAUUCAAACAUUUACACAAAGAAUAUGUUUGCAGAAUUCAACAUGGCACAGUUUGGUGCCUGGCUGUGUUGGAUCUGCUGGCUGGUUCUGUCUGUGUUGUCAGUCAUUAAAGUUUACCAUUACCACAAAAAAGAGGCCUUCCUCUCCAGCAUGACUCGGGAACGACAGCGACUCUUACAGAGUGUGGGACAUAGAGAGCCCAUGGUGCUUUAACUGUGUGGAUUCCAUGCUGAUUGAUCAGACUAUAAAGUGACCACUGUGCUAUGUGUACUGCAAGAUCCUUGUGACUAAAUAUAAGGCACCCUGUGUCUAUUAUACCCACUUUUGAGAAGAACCUAGCAACUGUAAUGAAAAUAUUUUUAGUACGUUUUUUGAGAACUCAGUUGGGAAGGGGAUAUGUGAUCAAAGAUUUUCAAUCUUUAAGUGAUUUGUUUGUCUGUUUUAUCUUAUUAUUUGACUUCUUGUUGUGGUUCACAUGUCCAUUUUUAUAUAGCUAAACUUCAUAUUUGUAAAGGCAUAUGGGGGGGUGUUAUUCCAAAUAGAAUAAAAAAUACGCUUUUUGUUAUUGCAUGUAAAAGGUCAAUGGAUCUUUAAAUUUAGAACUUCAAAAAGAAAAUAAUCUUUAGACUUUUCUAUGACAACUUUAAGUUCUUAAAUACUGUUUUCUUUGACAUGCAAAGUAAUUUUGUGAAGAGGGAAUGACACAUAAUUACUUACAUUCAAAGUUUUAUCGUAUCAUGAUGAUGGACAGAGAGUUAAAUAGUAGAGAGAGAGGGAAUCAAGUUUCUUUUUUUUAAUAUGAAUUCCAAUAUAAAGGAGACACAAUGGUAUACCAUAACUCAAAGCUCACCAAGUUAAGAAAGGGUAAGAUCAAACUUAUCUAAGUACAAAGGACUUUAUUAUUAAGCACAUCAAAGACUAGCUCUUAAUACUCCAAUAUAAUAGGGUUUUUUAUGCUGAGUUACUAGAGUAUUUAUUUAUAGUCAUUGUUAUACUGUGAAGAUAUUUAUAAAUACUCAGUUGUGCUAUUGUUGGUGUUACUUGAUAUUACAUAAUGUGUUAAACACUGAAGCUUUGACAUACAUGUAUGACAUACUCACAAAUUGCAAAUUUCCUGUUUCAUAAAUUUUAAAAUACUACAAAUUUAGACAUAAAUAUAACAAUACUCAUUUUUGUAUCCAUGUCCUGAAUAUGCACACACACCCUCAUAUUUUUUUCCAUGUACCUUGGUACAUUGUUAAAAUUUAACCUUUAUAUAUGUGAAAAGAAAGUACCAUUUACAUAAUUUUAAAAGUGUUAUACAUUCUAUGCAAGACAUUCAUUUGUUACUAAGUCUCAGUUCAUUUGCUUGGUAAGAGGGAAGGAAUCUACUUUAUAUGUAAGAAAAUAUAAUAGUUGUCUAUCUGCUGUAUUGUAAUUUCUUCAAUAAAUGUAUUUCCUGGGAUGCAUAAUUCAUUCUCUGAUAUUAAGGGAAAAAUAAUUGUCAGCAUUUUAUGGAGAGGAAAAAGUGUUAUUAAGAUAAAAUAUUAAGUAUAUUUUUAAGUAAUGCAAAGUGCAGUUGUAUCAACUUGUCUGUGAAUCUGCCAUAUUAACCAAUAUCCACUUGUAGAUUUUUUUUUCAAUUAAUUGUAUAUGUCAUGGGCAUUCAUUUGGUUUGAACAUCAAUACAUGAAUCUAUUUUAGAAUCUCACAAUGUAAACUUUGUUAAUAUCUAUAUGUAUGAUUUACUCACAUACAAAUAAACAAACAUUUAUA
This is a messenger RNA of Saccostrea cuccullata (small rock oyster), 2268 nucleotides long. Its product is annotated as transmembrane protein 179-like. The record is from RefSeq and is a predicted model, not a curated record. Lineage: Eukaryota; Metazoa; Mollusca; Bivalvia; Ostreida; Ostreidae. The coding region runs from base 40 to 726 and encodes 228 amino acids. The transcript is spliced from 4 exons.